UUCGAUUUUGCGUAUUAGAAUUAAUUAAGGUUAAAGUAAAUUGGCCGACACGCGUUUAUGCACUCCUUAGUUAAGGUCACACCAUAACGGCGCAAUUUUUUUUCCCCGCGUAAAGAAAAAAUCGCGCACUUGUCUUGAGGUGAAGGGGACGACGUUUCGCGCUUAAUUGCCGACUAGCGUAUUCGCGACAAAUGUGAGCAAAUUGGUUAACAGUUUUAAAACGCCCUUAUCGCCCGGCAAUUAACGGUAAUCGGUAAGUCCAAUAUCCCGGGAACAAAGAAAAAUGCCGAAGAAGUAAAAUGGCGCUCGGGGAUGUAGCACGCGGGGUUUGUGCCGCCGCCGCCAUAUUUGUCGUCGUCAACGCGCCUCAGUGCGGCGGGUUUCCGCCAACCAGCGUGGUCCCGAAGUUCUCCAAUUCCCUCAACAACCUGCCUCCCCUGCCGACGCCCAUCAACUUCAUGUGCCAACUGCUGAACAUGACCGUCAGCGGGGUCUAUAGCGCCGCUAAGACUUUUGGCUUCAUCGACACCAAUUCGAUCGACAAAAUACGCAUCCUGCAGUACCAGCAAGAUGGUGCCUACCGCAACUAUUCCUGCGACAGCAAUGAUAUCCCCAUCGAUCCAUCCGAGCCGUUCAAAGUCAUUAUUCAUGGUUGGCGCGCUGAAGCUCAGUGCGGCGGGUUUCCGCCAACCAGCGUGGUCCCGAAGUUCUCCAAUUCCCUCAACAACCUGCCUCCCCUGCCGACGCCCAUCAACUUCAUGUGCCAACUGCUGAACAUGACCGUCAGCGGGGUCUAUAGCGCCGCUAAGACUUUUGGCUUCAUCGACACCAAUUCGAUCGACAAAAUACGCAUCCUGCAGUACCAGCAAGAUGGUGCCUACCGCAACUAUUCCUGCGACAGCAAUGAUAUCCCCAUCGAUCCAUCCGAGCCGUUCAAAGUCAUUAUUCAUGGUUGGCGCGCUGAAGGAAACAGCACUUGGAUCAAGGAAAUGGCGCUCGCCUACCACCACAUAGGCGUGCGGCAAGUUUUGUCGGUGGAAUGGUCGAGUCUGGCCAGCAAAGAUUACGUCACGGCGGCGUCUUCGACGAGAAAAAUCGGCCAGCACGUCGCCGAAAUGAUCUGGCAUCGCAUUCUGAAAAACCAGACGUCUCAGUUGAAUAACGUCCACGUCAUCGGUCACUCGCUGGGGGCGCAGACUGCGGGAUUCUUGGGGAAACACGUCAGCAAUUUGGCCGGGGGAGAAGUGAUUAACAAGAUUUCAGCUUUGGACGCCGCUGCCCCUCUCUUCGAAUAUCCCUUAAACUUGCCAAGUACGGACAGGAUAAGUGCCGAGGAUGCUCGAUUUGUGGAGAGCGUCCACACGAAUGCGGGAUUCCUCGGUUUUCUCAGCGCCUUCGCAAACCACGACUACUACGUCUCGUUCGGGGGGCCCGUGCAACCCGGCUGUUUGGACGGGAUCGACAUUUUUAACGCUUUCCUGUGCAGUCACUCCAGGUCCCACGAGAUAUUCAACAAGACCAUCACUUCGGAUAAGUACCUGGCGAGGUACUGCGACAGUCCGCUACUGGCUUUCGCCAACCUGUGCAACAGGAACCCGUUGGUGAUCAUGGGCGAAAACAAUAAUUCCACGGAGUCCGACGGGCAAUACUUUUUAUUAGUCGACAAGGACAACGAACCGGGCGAACCCAAAUCCAAGAACCUUUUCGACGACAUAUUCGGAUGAUGUGUAAUCUACCUAAUUCCCACCUAGCAUGGUUAUUAGCCUGUAGACACUUUAAAGAGAAAAAAUACAUUUAACUCUAUUAUUUAAA
Molecule: messenger RNA, 1812 nt
Organism: Cylas formicarius (sweet potato weevil)
Lineage: Eukaryota; Metazoa; Arthropoda; Insecta; Coleoptera; Brentidae
Product: phospholipase A1 3-like
Exons: 6
Coding region: 300-1724 (474 amino acids)
Molecular function (GO): lipase activity
Source: RefSeq, a predicted model, not a curated record